AUGCCCCUGCUUGGUGGAGCCGAUUGGGAAAGCCUUGCACAUCUAUCUCAUCCAAAAGCCUCCACUGUGGACCAGUUGAAGAUAUUCUGGCGCAGUGCUCCAGAGCUCUGUGUCCAUUUUGGGCCAGCAAUUACCUGGAGAGCCCACAAUAGAGUCGCAUCCACAUCGUGGCUUGAGCAAUCGGUGCUCCAUUAUGCCGCCUCAAGAAGUAUGAGAAGCCAGAAAUAUAUCACGUCGGAUAAGGGCCAGAAAUCUAGCAAUACGGGAAGAAAGAUGCGGCUGUACACUGAUAGUGGUAUUCCUCUUCUCUUAUGCUCGUAG
Pochonia chlamydosporia 170 is the source of this 321-nucleotide messenger RNA. RefSeq lists its product as hypothetical. The transcript has a single exon. Bases 1 to 321 code for a protein of 106 amino acids. The record is from RefSeq and is a predicted model, not a curated record. Lineage: Eukaryota; Fungi; Ascomycota; Sordariomycetes; Hypocreales; Clavicipitaceae.